AUGAAUGUCCACACUAAGGAGAUGGUGCCCCUCAUGGGCAGAAGAGCUGCCGUCCCCAGUGGGAACCCUGCCAUCCUGCAGGAGAAGAGGUCAGCAGAGAUUACGCCAACCAAGAAGAGUGCACACUUCUUCCUGGAGAUAGAAGGGUUUGAUCCCAACCCCACAGUCUCCAAGACCUCUCCCCCCGUCUUCUCCAAGCCUAUGGACUCCAACAUCCGGCAGUGCCUCUCUGGCAACUGUGAUGACAUGGACUCUCCGCAGUCCCCUCAGGACGACGUGACAGAGACACCGUCCAAUCCCAACAGUCCCAGUGCAAACCUGGCCAAGGAAGAGCAGAGGCGAAAAAAGAGGCGGCUGAAGAAGCGCAUCUUUGCAGCCGUGUCAGAGGGCAGCGUGGAGGAGCUGCUGGAGCUGCUGGUGGAGUUGCAGGAGCUUUGCAAGCGACGCCGUGGCCUGGAAGUGGCUGACUUCCUUAUGCACAAGCUGACGGCCUCUGACACGGGGAAGACCUGCCUGAUGAAGGCCUUGUUAAACAUCAACCCCAACACCAAGGAGAUCGUGCGGAUCCUGCUGGCUUUUGCUGAAGAGAACGACAUCCUGGACAGAUUCAUCAACGCUGCAUACACAGAGGAGGCCUACGAAGGGCAGACGGCGCUGAACAUCGCCAUUGAGCGGCGGCAGGGAGACGUCACUGCGUUGCUCAUCGCUGCUGGCGCCGACGUCAACGCCCACGCCAGCGGGGUCUUCUUCAACCCCAAGUACCAGCACGAGGGCUUCUACUUUGGCGAGACACCGCUGGCCCUGGCAGCAUGUACCAACCAGCCUGAGAUUGUGCAGUUGCUGAUGGAGAACGAGCAGACAGACAUCACCUCGCAGGACUCGCGGGGAAAUAACAUCCUACACGCACUGGUGACAGUGGCUGAGGACUUCAAGACGCAGAAUGACUUUGUGAAGCGCAUGUAUGACAUGAUCCUGCUGAGGAGUGGCACCUGGGCGCUGGAGACCAUGUGCAACAAUGAUGGCCUCACGCCGCUGCAGCUGGCUGCCAAGAUGGGCAAGGCCGAGAUCUUGAAGUACAUCCUCAGCCGUGAGAUCAAGGAGAAGCCACUCCGGAGCCUGUCCAGGAAGUUUACUGACUGGGCGUACGGGCCUGUGUCGUCCUCCCUCUAUGACCUCACCAACGUGGACACUACAACAGACAACUCAGUGCUGGAAAUCAUCGUCUACAACACCAACAUUGAUAACCGGCAUGAGAUGCUGACCCUGGAGCCCCUGCACACGCUGCUGCAUAUGAAGUGGAAGAAGUUUGCCAAGUACAUGUUCUUCUUGUCCUUCUGCUUUUAUUUCUUCUACAACAUCACCUUGACUCUCGUUUCCUACUACCGCCCCCGGGAGGAGGAGGCCCUCCCACACCCCUUGGCCCUGACGCACAAGAUGGGGUGGCUGCAGCUCUUGGGAAGGAUGUUCGUGCUCAUCUGGGCCACGUGCAUUUCUGUGAAAGAGGGCAUGGCGAUCUUCCUGCUGAGACCCUCAGAUCUGCAGUCCAUUCUCUCUGAUGCCUGGUUUCACUUUGUCUUUUUUGUCCAAGCUGUGCUUGUGAUACUGUCUGUCUUCUUGUACUUGUUUGCCUACAAAGAGUACCUCGCCUGCCUUGUGCUGGCCAUGGCCCUGGGCUGGGCCAACAUGCUCUACUACACGCGGGGAUUCCAGUCCAUGGGCAUGUACAGCGUCAUGAUCCAGAAGGUCAUUUUGCAUGAUGUUCUGAAGUUCUUGUUUGUAUAUAUUGUGUUCUUACUUGGAUUUGGAGUAGCCCUGGCUUCAUUGAUCGAGAAGUGUUCCAGUGACAACAAAGACUGUAGCUCCUAUGGCAGCUUCAGCGAUUCGGUGCUGGAACUCUUUAAGCUCACUAUAGGCCUGGGCGACCUGAACAUACAACAGAACUCCAAGUACCCCAUCCUCUUUCUGUUCCUGCUCAUCACCUACGUCAUCCUCACCUUCGUCCUCCUCCUCAACAUGCUCAUCGCCCUGAUGGGAGAGACCGUGGAGAACGUCUCCAAGGAGAGUGAGCGCAUCUGGCGUCUACAGAGAGCCAGGACGAUUCUGGAGUUUGAGAAAAUGUUACCAGAAUGGCUGAGAAGCAGGUUCCGGAUGGGAGAGCUGUGUAAGGUAGCGGAGGAAGAUUUCCGGCUGUGUCUGCGGAUCAAUGAGGUGAAGUGGACUGAAUGGAAAACGCAUGUCUCCUUCCUCAAUGAAGAUCCAGGGCCUGUAAGACGGACAGCAGAUUUCAACAAAAUCCAAGAUUCUUCCAGGAGCAACAGCAAAACCACCCUGAACGCCUUUGAUGAAAUAGAUGAAUUUCCGGAAACUUCGGUGUAGGAGCAGAAUGCAGAGCUGGUGUGGGCAUGGGCCGUCUGAGGCUGCUGGCUGGCCCUGGACUUGGUGCUGAGGGCUUUGCAGAGUGGAGGAGCCUGGCUCUGUGUGCCUACAAGCAGAAAGCACCCUCACGCUGAGCGGCUGACUGAACUGAGAGAGGCUGCUGUCAGUCUGAGUGGGAAACACCCUGGAUUUCUUUUUUUACUCAGCAAAGAGUUUCUGUAAAUCCAUGGUGGGCAGUCCUGAGCCUGGGAGUCCCUGAAAUCCAGGGUGAAGUCUCUGGGCUCACCAACUGGAGGUCAUCUUGGCUGGGAGAGAAGCAUGGCAGGGAAGGGACAGAGGCCUGAGGAGCAGAACUUCCUUCCUGCCAACAUCUCC
Lynx canadensis (Canada lynx) is the source of this 2751-nucleotide messenger RNA. RefSeq names its product transient receptor potential cation channel subfamily V member 3 (gene TRPV3). Bases 1 to 2376 code for a protein of 791 amino acids. Lineage: Eukaryota; Metazoa; Chordata; Mammalia; Carnivora; Felidae. Gene Ontology annotation, molecular function: calcium channel activity; protein binding. Gene Ontology annotation, cellular component: membrane. Gene Ontology annotation, biological process: calcium ion import across plasma membrane. The transcript is spliced from 17 exons. The record is from RefSeq and is a predicted model, not a curated record.